CGGCUGUCGGGGGUGGCUGGUCGGAAAGCUGCGGCAGCUACUGCUGGGGACCGCGGGACGGACCAUGGCGGCGAACCUGAGCCGGAACGGGCCGGCACUGCAGGAGGCCUACGGGCUGGUGGUCGACGAGAAGUCCCCAACUGACUGGGCUCUCUUUACCUACGAGGGCAACAGCAAUGACAUCCGUGUGGCCGGCACUGGGGAGGGUGGCCUGGAGGAGCUGGUGGAGGAGCUCAACAGCGGGAAGGUGAUGUACGCCUUUUGCAGGGUGAAGGACCCCAACUCUGGCCUGCCCAAGUUUGUCCUCAUCAACUGGACAGGCGAGGGCGUGAAUGAUGUGCGGAAGGGAGCAUGCGCCAACCAUGUCAGCACCAUGGCCAACUUCCUCAAGGGGGCCCAUGUGACCAUCAAUGCGCGGGCUGAGGAGGAUGUAGAGCCCGAGUGCAUCAUGGAGAAGGUGGCCAAGGCCUCCGGAGCCAACUACAGCUUCCACAGGGAGAGUGGCCGCUUCCAGGACAUAGGCCCACAGGCCCCGGUGGGCUCCGUGUACCAGAAGACCAAUGCCAUGUCUGAGAUAAAGCGGGUUGGCAAAGACAGCUUCUGGGCCAAAGCUGAGAAGGAAGAGGAGAACCGGCGACUAGAGGAGAAGCGCCGGGCUGAGGAGGAGCAGCGGCGGCUGGAGCAGGAGCGCAGGGAGCGGGAGCUGCAGGAGGCCGCCCGCCGGGAACAGCACUACCAGGAGCAGCAGAGCAGGACAUGUGAGCAGUCACAGGAAGUGGCUUCAAGGAACAGAGAAGAGUGGGAGUCUACCGGGCUGCAGGCUGCGCACCCACGGGAGAUUUUCAAACAGAAGGAGCGAGCCAUGUCCACCACCUCCAUGCCCAGUGUGCAGCCAGGCAAGCUGCGAAGUCCUUUCCUGCAGAAGCAGCUCACCCAGCCGGAGAUGUCACUUGGCAGAGAGCCAGCUCUCGCCACUGCAAGGCCCGGGGCAGAUGUCUGUGAGGAGCCGGCGCCCAGCAGCCCUCCAUGUCCAGUGCAGGCAGAGGAGGAAGCCGAGUAUGAGGAGCCCCCGCCGCAGGAGGCCCUCUAUGAGGAGCCGCCACUGGUGGAGCAGCAAGGCGCCAACUCUCAGCACAUUGACCACUACAUGCAGGGCCAGGGGCUCGGUGGGCAGGGGCUGUGUGCCCGGGCACUGUACGACUACCAGGCAGCCGAUGACACAGAGAUCUCCUUUGACCCCGAGAACCUCAUCACGGGCAUCGAGGUGAUUGAUGAAGGCUGGUGGCGUGGCUUUGGGCCUGAUGGCCACUUCGGCAUGUUCCCUGCCAACUACGUGGAGCUCAUUGAGUGAGGGGAGCCCAGUCUCUGUCCCCACCCGGCCUAGGCUUCCUGGUUAUGAGGAGAGGAGGCCCCAGAGCUAACACUGGGCAUCUCCAGGACGGGACCUGAGGUGGACGAGGCUGUGGGACACCCUCUGCUAGGUGGCUCAGGCUCCGUCACUCAGGAAGAGCAAUAACCCAGACACGCUUGCUGCAGCCUCUGAGGUCGCCUGCCAGCCUGGACCUGGGCCCAGAGGAGGCCAAGCCAAGCACAUUGUGGCCAUUCCUGGGUGACCCCUGCCUGGUGACAGUGACCACCACUAAGCUAGGGGGCUCUAAGCAGGGAUAGCUGAAGGCUGCCUUCUAAUUAGCCUUUUUUCUUUCCUCUUUGGCCUUUAAGAGGUGGUGGCCACUGCAGUUAGAAUGACCCUUGGGAACAGUGAACUUAGUUGCCUUCAGUAGGAUGUGUGACCAAAGUCAGAGUGGACCGUGACUCCAGUGAGCAGGGGGCUGGCCUUUGCCAAGCCUGCCCCACCACAUCCAUUUCCCUGUCCCUGUGUCCAGGCCACGGGAAGUGGCAGUGCAGAGACCAGGCUCCCAUCUCUGGGUGUGUGAAAAAUCAAAAAGACACAGCG
Molecule: messenger RNA, 1954 nt
Organism: Cavia porcellus (domestic guinea pig)
Lineage: Eukaryota; Metazoa; Chordata; Mammalia; Rodentia; Caviidae
Gene: Dbnl
Product: drebrin like
Exons: 13
Coding region: 65-1351 (428 amino acids)
Biological process (GO): postsynaptic actin cytoskeleton organization; regulation of actin filament polymerization; positive regulation of axon extension
Cellular component (GO): cortical actin cytoskeleton; dendrite; postsynaptic density
Molecular function (GO): actin filament binding
Source: RefSeq, a predicted model, not a curated record